Molecule: messenger RNA, 948 nt
Organism: Mycosarcoma maydis (corn smut)
Lineage: Eukaryota; Fungi; Basidiomycota; Ustilaginomycetes; Ustilaginales
Exons: 1
Coding region: 1-948 (315 amino acids)
Biological process (GO): catechol-containing compound metabolic process
Molecular function (GO): ferric iron binding; catechol 1,2-dioxygenase activity
Source: RefSeq, a predicted model, not a curated record
AUGACCGCCAUCAACGGCACCUCGGCCAACGGCACGUCCGCCUCCCUCGACCCAUAUACCAAGCUCUGCCAAGAUGUCUCUGGCCCCAACGCCAAUCCGCGAGCCAAAUUUGUGCUCGAUAGUCUCAUGAAGCACCUGCACCUUUUCGCUCGCGAGGUACAACUGACCAAUGAAGAAUGGCUGGGCGCAUGCGACCUGCUGAUCCGUUCGGGACAGAUGUCGGAUGACCGACGAAACGAGCUGAUCCUCAUCUCGGACGUUUUGGGACUCGAAUCUUUGGUAGACAGUAUGGCGUAUGAACGGGCACAAUCGUCGUCUUGCUCAGCUCAGAAGGUGGAGGGCGGAGUGGAAGCAACUCAGUCGGCCAUCUUGGGACCGUUCUAUCGUACAGGUGCUCCCGAGUAUGCCAAUGGAAGCGACAUUGUGCUGGACCACAACAUCAAGUCUUCCGAAGGCAAGGUGGGCGAGACGUGCUACAUGCACGGUCGUGUCACUGACGCUGCUACUGGACAACCUGUGGUAGGAGCCAAGAUCGAUGUCUGGCAUACCGGACCCAAUGGUCUGUACGAACAACAGGACCCUGCUCAACCAGAUUUCAACUACCGUGGAAAGUUCACCACCGACGCCAACGGCGAAUACGCGCUGCGAUGCUUGCGUCCAACCGCCUACCCGAUCCCCUACGACGGCGGCGCAGGUGACAUCCUGAAGCUUUUGGACAGGAGUCCCAUGCGACCCGCCCAUAUUCACCUGCUUAUCGAGGCGAACGGGUACAAACAGUUGGUGACGCAGAUCUUUGAUUCCAAGUGCGAUUACAUUGGUGCCGAUGCUGUGUUCGCCGACAAGAGCGCACUCACGGUUGACUUUGCCCAGCCCACCAGCGAGCAAGCGAAGAAAAGUGGGAGCCAGACAGAAGUCACUUACGACAUUCGUCUCGUUGCCGAUAACUGA